AUGACCGGAGGAGGGGGUGCAGCUGAGGGAUCAUCCAGCCCGAGGACAAUGUGUGGCAUCCCCGCGCGUCUGGUGCUGAUGCUGCUCCUCUGCGCGCUGCCUCUGGAGCUCAGCAGGUCACAGUCGGUCUGUCCCGGGCCCAUCGCCUCCACCGGCGGCUGCAGCUGCACAGACGAACGCCCCAAGGGCCACAGUGUCCAGGCACCGGGGAGAAGAGUGAGCUGCAGCAAAGAAGAGCUUUCUGAGCCUCCAGCUCCCGGUGUGCUGCCCAACAAGACCGUCACGCUUGUCUUGAGUCACAACAAAAUCAGAGUUCUGAGGAAUGGAUCUUUCAUUGGACUGACUGCUCUGGAAAAGCUAGACCUCAAGCACAACUUAAUCAGCACCAUCUUUCCGGGCGCUUUCCAAGGACUGACUGAGCUACGGAAACUGGACCUAUCCAACAACCGCAUUGGCUGCCUGACUGCGGACAUGUUCCAGGGACUGACCAAUCUUACUAAACUGAACCUCUCCGGCAACAUCAUAUCUACAGUGGAUGCAGUAGUGUUUCAGGAGCUGCCGUCCCUCAAGCAAGUAAACUUCAACUCAGAUUACCUGGUGUGUGACUGUGGGAUGCGCUGGCUGCCGGCGUUCUUCCGCAGCAGUUCAGUCCGACUGAGUGAUGAGACCCUGUGUGCCUUUCCCAGCAGCCUGAGCGGGAAGCCUCUGAGAGGACUGAGCGAGAGCCAACUGACCUGUGAUGGUCCUGUGGAACUGCACACCCAUUCUCUGCUCCCAUCCCAGCGUCAAGUGGUUUUCAAAGGGGAUCGCCUGCCCUUUCAUUGCACUGCUGCUCUGGUGGAUAAAUCCACAUCUUUGUACUGGCUGCAUAAUGGUCGGAUAGUGACCUUGGACUCUGACUUGAGCAUCCAACUAGAGAGCAGUGUGGUUCAUGAUUGCACCUUCAUCACAAGUGAACUUCUUCUCUACGAUGUUAAUGUGGAGGCCAGUGGAGAAUGGGAGUGUGUGGUGGUCACUGGGCGUGGCAACGUGUCCCGUAGUGUCGAAAUAGUGGUGUUGGAGAACAGUGCCUCCUUCUGCCCCGAGGACAAAGUCAUAAACAACAGAGGAGAGUUCAGAUGGCCAAAGACUCUUGCUGGCAUCACAUCUCAUCAAUACUGUCUGCAGCUGCGAUACCCGUCCUUGUCAGUAGAGGGAGGCAUGGAACAGAAGAAAGCCUCUCGCUAUUGUGACCGCUCAGGCAGAUGGCUGGAGGGGAACUACAGCAGCUGCCACUACACCAAUGGCAUUACCCGUGUCCUCCAUACAUUUAUCCUGAGACCAAUUAAUGCAUCCAACGCAGUGACUAUGGCUCAUCAAAUUCGCACAUACACACAGGAAGCAGCUGGUUUCACUGACUCAGUGGAUGUCUUGUACGUUGCACAACUGAUGGACAAGUUUAUGGAAUAUGUUGUUCAAUUGCGAGAGUUAUCAGAGCUGUUGGUUGAGAUGGGCAGUAACUUAAUGCAGGUGGACGACCAGAUUCUGGCUUUAGCCCAAAAAGAGAAAAAGGCCUGCAGCUCCAUUGUUUACUCUUUGGAGACACUUGCUUGGCCUCAGCUCCAUAGUCACGCUCAAGACCUUUCUAUGGGAUCAAGAAACAUAGUGAUGGAGGCUCACUUGAUUCGCCCCGCCCAUUUUACUGGCAUCACUUGUAUUGUGUAUCAACGGCGUGAGGUUUCCGUGGAAAAUAUAGGAGUCGACACAACAGAAGGCUCCCAAGAAAAUCCGUUACGUUUCAGAUGCAUAACUGGAGCUCAUAACACAUCUUUGAACAAUUUUCCAUUAAAGAACUCCAUGGCUCUGGCCUCAGUAACUAUCCCUCCAACUCUGUUUCCUCCUGAUGCACCGGACGACUGCAAACUUCAGUUCAUUGCAUUCAGAACUGGCAGCUUUUUCCCUGUCUCUGGGAACUCCAGUAGCACUGGAGAGCAUGCACGCAGACGCAUUGUCAACACUCCAGUCAUUUUUGUUGGACUUGAUGGCUGCAAAAUGUGGAACCACUCUGAGGCCAUCAGAGUCUCUUUGCGCCACUUGUCCCCUGGCACAGACGCAAUACCAGCUCACUGGACCUGGACAGAGCUAAGGAGGCAGGCGGGCUGGAGCCAGGAAGGCUGCCAUCUGCUUCAGACUGACAGCAGCACUAGCACAAUGCAAUGCUCACUACUCAGCAAUUAUGCAGUGCUGCAGGAGGUUCCUGACUUCCCCAAUUCAGCCUCUUUAUCUGUGACAGUGCUCCACCCGGUGGUGUAUGCUUGUACUGCUGUCCUCUUGCUAUGCCUUUUUACAAUUAUAAUAACACACAUACUUCAUCACAGUUCGAUCCAGAUAUCAAGAAAAAGCUGGCAUACAUUAUUAAACACAUGCUUCCACAUUGCUAUGACCACAGCAAUCUAUGCAGGGGGUGUUGGUCUGACAAGCUACCCAGUGGUUUGUCAAGCUGUUGGCAUUGCCUUACAUUACUCAUCACUGUCGACUCUGCUGUGGAUCGGAGUCAGUGCCAGGGUCAUUUUCAAAGAAACACUAUGGAGACUGCCUCGGCACCAUGACGGUGAAACCACAGCUCCUCCCACGCAGCGGCCAAUGCUCAGGUUUUAUUUAAUUGCUGGUGGAGUUCCUCUCAUAAUAUGUGGAAUCACUGCAGCUGUCAAUGUCAACAACUACGGUGACAAUAGCCCCUACUGCUGGCUGGUGUGGCGCCCAAGUCUGGGUUCCUUCUUUGUCCCAGCAAGCCUAGUAGUCUUUGUGACCUGGAUCUACUUCCUAUGCACAGUGUUUCGCCUGCGGCAACGUGUGACCAAAGAAUGCACAGGAACCACCCUGUCCUCCCCAGUGACUGAGAGCCAGCCGGCUUUGGCAGGAAGUACCAGCCUCCUCUCCACGGACUCAGCAGUUGGUCCCAUAAUUCUGGUUGUGGAAGACCAAUACUCUCUGAAGACACAGUUUACUGUUCUGGUGACCACCCAUUUCCUGUUUGUGCUUCUGUGGAGCUGUGGGGCAAUGGCAGUGUGGCUGACAGGAAACACUGGCCUGUUGUUCAGCUGCCUCUACAGUGUUUCUGCCAUAGUUCUAGGGGUGAUGCUUACGGUUCACCACUGUUUUCGCCGUCAAGACGUCCAGGCUGCAUGGCAGGGAUGUUGUCCUGGCUAUCAGCGCGCUCACGCGUCCUCUACAUACACACACACGUGCACUACGGGGAGUGGAGUGCACACCUCAGAGCAGGGAUCUCAAAUUUUCAUUAAUUGCCAUCCACCAGUUGACUUGCACCACUCCUCCUCCGCACGAUCCUCCUCCACUCCCAGUGGCAUCAGCAGUGUGGGCCCUGGCCCCUGUAAACUCACCAACCUGCUACAAGUGACACAGGACACUUCAAACAACACCACACGUCCAGUGGCAAAUGUUAGCACAAGUACAGACAAUAUGAGCAAACAUGCAAAUAACAUUGCCCCAUCUGUUACCUCUGCCCCUGUGCACCCACAAAGGAGGAAAAUCACCAGCAGAAAACAGGCAAACAGCCAGUAUCACCACCGCGGUGAGGGAAGGGCACACUACCGCCACAAAGCCCUGCGAACUGCUGCUACAGGGGGGAGCCUCGGGACGUUAGGGCCCCCAGGCAUGGACCUUCUAAACUCUUCACAUGUAGUACAUAAACAGGCCAGUGAAAAUGGCAGCAUCCACCACAGUCUGACUGAGAGCCAUGGCUGCCCCCUGACCAAUGGGAAGCGCCAUGAUUCUGUGCCUACGAGCUUCUCAGAGGGAAGUGAUGGGGGCAGCAGCGGCAGCAGGAAACCUUUUGCCCUGCUCCCCUCCGCAGCCAGCCGAGCAACAUACAGUAAUCAGAGACGCUGUGCGAGUAGAGACAAUGUCAAACUGGCAGCCGUGGGCGAGAGGGACGGGAAGCGCUGCUCCUACCCUUUAAACUGUCUCCCGACCGCUGUACCUGCCACUGCCAAUGGAACCCUGAAAAACUGUGUGUUUGAGCUGGAGCAGGACAUGAGUGGCACAGAGCACUCUCAUUCCUCAGGAAUGAAAAUGGUGAGCGGGACUGUCCUCCACGGUGCGAGGCGGAGGGCGUAUUGCGACACCGACCUGCGCUUCCUGAUACAAGACUUUAAACAUGCGAAAGAUCUGCGCGCAAAGGGGAAAAAUGGCACAAAUGACGCCUAUGCCAUUAUUCAAGUCGCCAAAGACAAGUUUUCCACCACCGUGGCAGAGAAGAGUGUGUCUCCAGUUUGGAAAGAAGAAGCGACGUUUGACCUGCCACUUUUCCACCCGGGGAAUGCUGACCGCUGCACACUGUACAUCAUAGUGAUGCACAAGGCCCAUGUGGGACUGGACAAGUUCCUUGGACAAGCUGUGGUCAAUUUAUUGGAGUUACAUGACGACAAGGGCCGCAAAAGGACAGAUUGGUUCAAGCUGGUGGACAAAGCCAGUAAAGAGGACAAGGCUCGAGGGCAGGUUUUGAUCGACAUCCAGUUCAUGAGAAACAACAUCUCGGCCAGCAUGUUAGACCUGUCAAUGCAGGACAAGCCUCGCUCUCGCAUCUCCAAAAUCAAGGACAAAGUGCGCGGCAAGAAAAAAGACGGCUUUUCUGAUUCAGCGUCUGCCAUUGUGCCUUCUGUCAGCCAGGUCCUCACCGACAGCGAGGGAGAGGGGGAUUCCGCCUCGCUCAGCCAAUCGCCAGGAGUCAAAAAGAAAUCUAAAUUUAAAACGUUAUUUGCUCCAAAAUCAAAUCUACAGCGUAAUGUUUCUCAGUCUAUGUCCACUCUGGGUACACUGCCGGAGAAGAACUCGUCCCUCAGUAGCAGUCGGUCGUCCGGGCUCAAUGUUGACUCUCCUGACGUUAAGAAGAAAUUCAAAUUCCUGGGCCACAAGCGAACAGGCAGCUCUGACAGCAAAGUUUCCCAAGGCCCUUUCUCAUUACUGAGCCGCUCUAAGCAAAGUGAUCUGAAUAACUUGUGCAUUAAUGGCAGCCAUGUUUAUGCUGAAGAGGCCGAGGCAAAGACAGGUUCUACCAUGAGUCUCAACAGCUCCGGACAUGGGUCUGUGGAAGACAUCAGAAAGCAGCACUUUGAUAUCCCUGUGGAUGUCCCAGUGGAUGUACCAACACAUUCAAGCAGCCAGUUCACAGAUAGGGCCUUAUUAGACAAACAGCGCCAUCAAGAGGAGCAGAGGAGAAUAGUGGAGGCCAAAAGACAAGAGGAGGAAGAUAGGAGAAGAAUAGAUGCUUUAAGACUGCAACAAGAAGAGGAAAGACGGUACCAGGAGGAGCAGGAGAGAAAGAGGCAGCAACUGGAAGAUGAUGCCAGGAGAAGAAAGCUCAGAGAGGAGGAGGAGAUGAUGAAAAAUAAGGAGGAAGAGCAGAGGAGGGCGGAGGAGGUGCAGAAGCAGGAGCUGUUGAAAGCAGAGGAACAAAAGAAACAGGAGGAGGCGUCGAUGAGCGAGCGGCUGACGUCUCUUUUUGGGAUGAUCCGUAAAAAGGAGGAGAAGAAGGAGGUGUUGGUGGUUCCUGAGUUAAAUGAGAAGCUGCCCGAAUCCAUGAUGAAGACUGAAGACCAGCUAGUCUCACAGCAGUCCAUCAAUCCUUUUGUGGAGGUCUCACUUAGCACCAACGACAGCUCUAUUCCGGAGUCCAAAGCCAAAAGCAGCACUCCCAUCCCCUCCGCCAUGGUGUUCCUCAACCGCACAGCAAAAGUCAAACCCAGAGAAGACCCGUACCCAGUCACUUCUACAGCGCCCUUUGACCCCCUCCCCGUGGUGGUGGAGGAACCAGCGCCUAGUGGUUUGAUUGGAAGCAAGGCCCCGAUUCGUGCAUGGGUGUCACCUUCUGAGGUUCAGCCGGUCAGUGUCCAGACUAGCAGUGGAGGUGGGCUAGCUUUGUCCCAACGCAGACCACAUCCUGUUAAGCCGCUGAACCCAGUGGAUACACACCAACCAUCAAGCACCCCUGCUAUUACGGAGAUUACAGUUCAAGAUAUUGCACCUUCCAAAUUCAAGGUGUCUGGAUCUUCUGAAACUGGGCCGUUCACUCAGCUAACACAGGGAGAGCUGAUCACACUGGUGGUGAAACAGCAGGCAGACUUGUCAAAGAAGGAUGCUAAGAUUGCGGAGCUGGAGGAAUACAUAGACAACCUGCUGGUGCGUGUGAUAGAGGAGAAGCCCAGCAUCCUGCACUCCUUAGAGGCUAAACCUCAAUAA
Messenger RNA from Knipowitschia caucasica, 6237 nucleotides. The record is from the annotation of a GenBank genome assembly. NCBI's taxonomy places the organism in Eukaryota, Metazoa, Chordata, Actinopteri, Gobiiformes, Gobiidae.